Alternaria arborescens is the source of this 711-nucleotide messenger RNA. Its product is annotated as NAD(P)H-hydrate epimerase. The record is from RefSeq and is a predicted model, not a curated record. Gene Ontology annotation, molecular function: NAD(P)HX epimerase activity. Gene Ontology annotation, cellular component: mitochondrion. The coding region runs from base 1 to 711 and encodes 236 amino acids. The transcript is spliced from 4 exons. Lineage: Eukaryota; Fungi; Ascomycota; Dothideomycetes; Pleosporales; Pleosporaceae.
AUGGCUCUUCGAACCCUCUCCGCCAAAAGUGCGGCUGCGCUGGACCAAGAGCUCAUGUCCUCAGGCGCGUUCUCUAUCGAUCAGUUGAUGGAGCUUGCUGGACUUUCGAUAUCGCAGGCAGUCUUCAAACUCCAGCCCCUCAGCAAAGGCAAGCGCAUCCUCGUAGCAUGCGGUCCUGGUAACAACGGUGGCGAUGGCCUAGUCGCAGCUCGUCACCUGUUUCACUACGGCUACCAGCCUACAAUCUACUACCCAAAGCAGAGCAAGAAUGAGUUGUACCAGCGCCUCAAGAAACAACUCGAAGACCUCAAGGUGCCCUUUACAGAAGACUUCACCAGCGCACUGAAACAAACCGACCACAUUGUCGACGCGAUAUUCGGCUUCAGUUUCUCGGGCGAAGUGCGUGAACCUUUUCCCAAAGUCAUUGAAGCUCUGGCAUCUACUUCCGUUCCUGUUCUCGCUGUCGAUGCACCAUCAUCGUGGGACAUUGAAGAAGGCCCAAGAGAUUCCGGACCAGGCAAAGGCUUCAUGCCACCGGCUCUCAUUAGUUUGACUGCACCCAAACCGCUGGUCAAGAAGUUUACUGGCAGGCAUUUUCUUGGCGGGAGGUUCUUGAGCCCGGAGAUGGCGGACAAGUACAAUCUUGAUAUCCCAGCGUAUGAGGGACUGGAUCAGGUAGUCGAGGUACCUGUCGAGGGUGGAAAGCUAUAA